This is a messenger RNA of Ipomoea nil (Japanese morning glory), 5240 nucleotides long. RefSeq lists its product as uncharacterized. Gene Ontology annotation, molecular function: ATP binding; protein serine/threonine kinase activity. The transcript has 14 exons. Bases 182 to 5134 code for a protein of 1650 amino acids. NCBI's taxonomy places the organism in Eukaryota, Viridiplantae, Streptophyta, Magnoliopsida, Solanales, Convolvulaceae. Gene Ontology annotation, biological process: protein phosphorylation; recognition of pollen. The record is from RefSeq and is a predicted model, not a curated record.
CUAAAUGUCUUAUUUUGGUUGUCAAAAUUAGAAAACAGAGCCAUUUCUAUGGGAGAAAGAGGUUUCAUUAAGCAAGAAUCUCUUCUUCCAUGAAACAAUGCUUGUCCUUUUUGUCAAAACAGAUUCUACAACAUUUUUCAGUUUUUAUCCUGCAUAGGAUAUAUAAACUUCAUGCAGAAAAAUGGAGUCAGUGGAAGGGCUCAGGCACUACUUCUUUUGCUCCAUUUUACUAUCCCUAUUAACAUUUUGCACCUCAGCAGACACCAUAACCACAGAUCAACCCAUCACAGAUGGCAGAACCAUAGUUUCAGCUGGUGGAAACUUUGAACUUGGAUUUUUCAGCCCUGGAAAAUCCAAGAAUCGAUAUGUUGGCAUUUGGUACAGCAAGAUACCAACUAAGGAUGUGGUCUGGGUUGCUAACAGAGAUACUCCGCUAAACAACACUUCUGGCAAGCUAAUGCUCAAAGACAAUGGGAUCCUAGUACUCCUAGAUGGUAGCAAUCAAGAAAUCUGGUCAUCAAAUUCAUCAACAUCCUUGAAAAAUCCAGUGGCCAGGCUUUUGGACACUGGAAAUCUUGUUGUGAGAGAGGGAAAUGGCCAAAGUUCCAACAAUUCUGCCUGGCAGAGUUUUGAUUAUCCUGGUAAUACUUUGCUACCAGGCAUGAAGCUAGGCCGGAACUUAGCCACUGGUCAUGCCUGGUCCCUGACCUCGUGGAAGAGCGCUGAUGAUCCUGCUGUAGGUGAAUACACAGAAAUGGUAGACAUUAAUGGAUUCCCCGAAAUUUCUCAGUUCAGAGGUGCAAACAAAUCUCCUAUUUCUAGAUCUGGGCCUUGGAACGGAGAGAUGUUUACUGGUGUGCCUAACAUUAAAGAUAAUCCCUACUAUACGUUUGAGUUUAUUAUGAAUGACAGAGAGAUUUACUACACAUAUGAGCUUAUAGAUAGCUCGGUUCCUAGCAGGGUUGUAAUCAAUCCAACUGGCAUGAUUGACCGCUUAAUAUGGAUUGAGCGCACCAAAAGCUGGAUUGUUUACUUGACAGCACAGACAGAUAACUGUGAGCGUUAUGGGACGUGCGGAGCUUUUGGCAAGUGCAAUAUCAACAGCUCCCCUCCCUGUGACUGUCUGAAAGGAUUUAUCCCAAAAUAUCCACAAGAUUGGGAUGCAACAGAUUGGUCAAAUGGGUGUGUCCGGAGAACUCAAUUGGAUUGUGGGGAUGCUGACAGGUUUUAUACAUACAGAGGUCUAAAAUUGCCAGAUACAUCGCAUUCCUGGUAUGAUAGGAGCAUUGGCCUUGAGGAAUGUAAGGGAUUGUGCUUGAAAAAUUGCAGCUGUACAGCUUAUUCUAAUGUAGAUGUAAGAUAUGGUGGAAGUGGGUGCUUGCUCUGGUUUGGAGACCUAACUAAUAUUAGGGAGUUCGAUCAAGUUGAUCAAGAUCUGUACGUGAGAAUUGCUGCAUCAGAUUCUGAUAUCUCUCAAAAUGGACAGAAGAAACAAGAGGUGACGAAGAUAGUUAUACCAACAAUUUCAGGGAUACUUAUUCUAAGCUUUUUGGUUUGGUUUGCACUAUAUAAAAGGAAAAAAGGAGCUAAGGUUGACAAGGAAGACUGUGAUUUACCAUUAUUUACUUUGGAAACUGUAGUCUCCGCAACAAACAACUUUUCUUCUGAUAAUCUUAUUGGAGAGGGUGGAUUUGGACCUGUUUACAAGGGUAAGCUACCGACUGGAACAGAAAUAGCGGUCAAGAAGCUUUCUGAAUAUUCUGGCCAAGGUGCUCAGGAGUGGGAGAAUGAAGUGUGCAUAAUUGCAAAACUUCAACAUAGAAACCUCGUUACGCUUCAAGGUUGCUGUGCCGAGGGAGGACAAAGGAUUCUAAUAUAUGAAUAUAUGCCAAAUAAUAGCUUGGACUACUUCAUAUUUGAUGAGAGCAGAAAAGGAAUACUUACAUGGCAAAAACGCUUUGAAAUUGCUGUGGGAAUAUCACGUGGACUCCUUUAUCUUCACCAGGACGCCAGAUUAAGAAUUAUACAUAGAGAUCUGAAGGUAAGUAACAUAUUACUGGAUGCUGAAUUGAACGCCAAGAUUUCAGACUUUGGCCUUGCUAGAAUUGUAGGAGAAGACGAUGCUCUGGCAAGAACAAAGCGAAUUGUAGGAACAUAUGGUUAUAUGUCACCUGAGUAUGUUCUUGAUGGCAACUUUUCAGUAAAAUCAGACGUUUUCAGCCUUGGAGUGAUUCUAUUAGAACUCGUUAGUGGAAGGAAGAACAGGAGGUUUCAUCAUUUAGAGCAUCAUCACAAUCUUCUAGGUCAUGCAUGGCUAUUGUGGAAUGAUGGUGACCCUAUAGAACUAAUGGAUAAUUGUGUGAGAGACUCUUAUGUGGAAUCUCAAGUGCUAAGAUGCAUUCAUGUAGCUCUUCUUUGUGUGUCGAAACUACCAGAAGACAGGCCAACAAUGACCUCAGUGGUUUUAAUGUUGGAGAAUGAGGAAGUGGCUUUACCUCAACCUAAAGAGCCAGGCUUCUUUGUGGAAAGGAAUUCAACUGAAGCAUCUUCUUCAAAUGAGGAAACAUCCUACUCUGAAGCUGCAAACAUGACAUUCAGCAUUCUUGAAGAAGCAAAAAUCUCUUCUUUCAUGAAACAAUUCAGUUUUUAUGAAUAUAGGAUUUAUAAGCUUGAUCAAGAAAAUCCCAGAAAACUGGAAAUGAAAUCAUUGCAAGGGCUGAGGCUCUACUUCUUUUGCUCCAGUUUACUAUCUCUAUUCACAUUUUGCACCUCAGCAGACACCAUAACCCCAGAUCACCCCAUCACAGAUGGUACUACCAUAGUUUCAGCUGGUGGAAACUUUGAACUUGGAUUUUUCAGCCCUGGAAAAUCCAAGAAGCGAUAUGUUGGCAUUUGGUACAGCAACAUACCAACUAAGGAUGUGGUCUGGGUUGCUAACAGAGAUACUCCGCUAAACAACACUUCUGGCAAGCUAAUCCUCAAGGACAAUGGGAUCCUAGUACUCCUAAAUGGUAGCAAAGAAGAAAUCUGGUCAUCAAAUUCAUCAAAAUCCUUGAAAAAUCCAGUGGCUCAGCUUUCAGACACAGGAAAUCUUGUUGUGAGAGCGGGAAAUGACCAUAGUUCCAAAAAUUCCGCCUGGCAGAGUUUUGAUUAUCCUGGCAAUACUUUGCUACCAGGCAUGAAGCUUGGCCGGAACUUAGUCACUGGCCAUGUCUGGUACCAGAACUCGUGGAAGAGCGCUGAUGAUCCUGCUGUAGGUGAAUACACAGAAAUGAUAGACAUUAAUGGAUUCCCCGAAAUUUUUCAGUUCAGAGGUGCAAACAAAUCUCCUUUUUCUAGAUCUGGGCCUUGGAAUGGAGAGAUGUUUACUGGCGUGCCUAGCAUUAAAAAUAAUCCCUACUAUACGUUUGAGUUUAUUAUGAAUGACAGAGAGAUAUACUACACAUAUGAGCCUACAGAUAGCUCAGUUCCUAGCAGGGUUGUAAUCAAUCCAACUGGCAUCAUUGAACGCUUAACAUGGAUUGAACGCACCAAAAGCUGGAUUGUUUACUUGACAGCACAGACAGAUAACUGUGAUCGUUAUGGGAUGUGUGGAGCUUUUGGCAAGUGCAAUAUCAACAGCUCCCCACCCUGUGACUGUCUGAAAGGAUUUAUCCCAAAAUAUCUACAAGACUGGGAGGCAACAGAUUGGUCAAAUGGGUGUGUCCGCAGAACUCAAUUGGAUUGUGGGGAAGCUGACAGAUUUUUUAUAUACAGAGGUGUAAAAUUGCCAGACACACGCCAUUCCUGGUAUGACAGGAGCAUUGGCCUCGAGGAAUGUAAGAGAUUGUGCUUGAAAAAUUGCAGCUGUACAGCUUAUUCUAAUAUAGAUGUAAGAGAUGGUGGAAGUGGAUGCUUGCUCUGGUUUGGAGACCUAACUGAUAUUAGGGUUUUGGAUGAAGUUGAUCAAGAUCUGUACAUAAGGAUUGCUGCAUCAGAUUUUGAUAUCUCUCAAAAUGGACAGAAGAAACAAGAGGUGACGAAGAUAGUUAUACCCACAAUUUCAGGGAUACUUAUUCUAAGCUUUUUGGUUUGGUUUGCACUAUAUAAAAGGAAAAAAGGAGCUAAGGUUGACAAGGAAGACUGUGAUUUACCAUUAUUUACUUUGAAAACUGUAGUCUCCGCAACAAACAACUUUUCUUCUGAUAAUCUUAUUGGAGAGGGUGGAUUUGGACCUGUUUACAAGGGUAAGAUACCAACUGGAACAGAAAUAGCGGUAAAGAAGCUUUCUGAAAAUUCUGGCCAAGGUGUUACGGAGUGGGAGAAUGAAGUGAGCAUAAUUGCAAAACUUCAACAUAGAAACCUCGUCACGCUUCAAGGUUGCUGCGCCGAGGGAGGACAAAGGAUACUAAUAUAUGAAUAUAUGCCAAACAAUAGCUUGGACUACUUCAUAUUUGAUGAGAGCAGAAAAGGAAUACUUACCUGGCAAAAACGCUUUGAAAUUGCUGUGGGAAUAUCACGUGGACUCCUUUAUCUUCAUCAGGACUCCAGAUUCAAAAUUAUACAUAGAGAUCUGAAGGCGAGUAACAUAUUACUGGAUGCUGAAUUGAACGCCAAGAUUUCUGACUUUGGCCUUGCUAGAAUUGUAGGUGAAGAUGAUGCUCUGGCAAGAACAAAGCGAAUUAUAGGAACAUAUGGUUACAUGUCACCCGAGUAUGCUGUUGAUGGCAACUUCUCUGUAAAAUCAGACGUUUUCAGCCUUGGAGUGAUUCUAUUAGAACUCAUUAGUGGAAGAAAGAACAGGAAGUUUCAGCAUUUAGACCAUCAUCACAAUCUUCUAGGUCAUGCAUGGCUAUUGUGGAAUGAUGGUGACCCUCUAGAACUAAUGGAUAAUUGUGUGAGAGACUCUUAUGUGGAAUCUCAAGUGAUAAGAUGCAUUCAUGUAGCUCUUCUUUGUGUUUCGAAACUACCAGAAGACAGACCAACAAUGGCAUCAGUAGUUUUCAUGUUGGAGAAUGAGGAAGUCGCUAUACCUCAACCUAAAGAGCCAGGCUUCUUUGUGGAAAGGAAUUCAACUGAAGCAUCUUCUUCAAAUGAGGAAACAUCCCACUCUGAAGCUGCAAACAUGACAUUCAGCAUUCUUGAACCUAGAUAAAAACAACAUAUAAUUUUUUGAGUGGGUACAUAACCAAAAUGGACACUAAGAUUAAGAUUAAGAUUGUAUCUCUCCAUAUCAUUUCAUCUUAUCCAACGGAGUGCAA